Messenger RNA from Prorocentrum cordatum, 3717 nucleotides. The record is from the annotation of a GenBank genome assembly. Lineage: Eukaryota; Dinophyceae; Prorocentrales; Prorocentraceae.
AUGGCCGUGGAGGCCGGCAGGAGGCUGCUCGUGCAGUGGGGGGAUGGGCAGGACUGGCAGGCCCGCGUCGCCAUCGCUCCCGCCACCGCCGCCGAUCUGCAGGCCAUCAUGGAAGUUCAAGCGACUCCCGAACAGAUAGCAGCAGGGAAGAUAUGGUGGUGCGGGACCCCGGACGGCGACGCCUACCCUCACUGCCUGGACGUGGGCCCGCUCAGCGGGUUGAUCCUGUGCGACGACGAGGGCCGGCCCGAUCGGGCGACGUUCCUCGGCACACGAUUCACCAACCGCACGCGCGUGUAUGGCUCGGACUGGAGCGCCACGCCGCUGGAGUUCGCCAAGAUGAUCAAGCUGUGCAUCGGCGACCAGUGGCUGGAGCCCCGGCUGGCAGUAGUGGCAGCUGGGGGUGGAGCGGUGGCGAAUCUGAUUGAGGUCGGAUCGCGGGUUCUGCCGCCCCCGACCCCCGACGGCUGGCAGGUCGUCUGGAGCACGGGCGGCACCCCGCGCAAGACUCUGCUGGGCAACCUGAACGUUGACGAGUUCGCUGUCUGUGACGUGGGUGCGCUCGCCGUGAAGGGCUCAGAGGUGCUGUUGCUGCGGAGGAGCUCAGGUGUCGAUGAUGACUUGGACUCGGACGCCCGCGUGCUCAGCAUCGUCCAGAGCCCGAGUGGUGAGCGACGGACCGCCCGGUGGUGUCUCGACUUCAUCGCUGAGCAGGACACCCACCCCCGCGCGCGACACACGAAAUGGAGACAUGAAGCGGGGCUGGGUGGUCAGGACAUCGGUUGUCAGGACCAUGCGCUGGCGAUGAGAAUGAUAGAGCUCGCCGUGGUGUACGACCAGCUCAACAUCACAGAGCUAGGGUUGCAGCAGAAGGUGAACGCCCAGGCCGCCGAGAUCCGCAGGCUGAUGGACAAGGUCGGUGACCGAGCUGCGAGGAGCCGCCUCCGCAAGAAGGAGCACCUCCACGCCUGGACGCAGGAAGUUCUGGUUUCAAUUAAUGAGCUGUAUGGCCACGGGUCGCUGCCCGCCGACGGCAAGUCUUCGCUCGCGCAGGAGUGCGGGCUGGAGCAUGUCAGGCGCGUGGUGGAGGACGCCGGGCCACCGCCAGCUUGCACCGCCGCGGCAGCCCACCGAGAGCUGUGCGGACCUGGGCACGGCUACGUCUUCGAGCCGGAGCACAUUGCGUCCUACGACUGGUCCCUGGUCUCUCUGCCGAAGGGGGGCGGCCUCGCUGAUGGGGGCCGCAUCCUGGAGGGAGAAGCUUUGCAGCAAUGGGUAGGAUGGAGGCAGCUGUUGAAGCGACAGCCCGAGGGCGGCAGCCAGGCGCCCAAGCCCCACUACGACGGCAAGUUUCGUUCCCGAUCUACCUGCGCCCAGUUCGUCGGCGACCUGUUGGAUGCCGGCGUGGUCUCCCUGACGCAGCAGCGGGAGGAGACGGUGGGCGCCUUCUUUGUGCACAAAUCGAAUGGUAUGCAGCGCUUAAUUAUUGACCCUCGGCGUGUCAAUGACUUGUUUGAAGCUCCAGCGCACACAGUGCUCCCGACAGCGGGGGCUUGGUCAGCGUUGGAGGUCCCCAUGGACCAGGAGUUGCACCUCGCCCAGGCCGACGUGGACAACGCGUUCUACAGGAUCGGCUUGCCGCGGGGGGCGCAGGAGAUGUUCGUUUUGAGAGCUGUCCACCUUCCCACCCUGCUGAAGCUGAGGCCUGACCUGUCAGACCAGCUGCCGCCAGGGAUCGAGGCGUGGGCGUCACCUUGCCUAGAGGUGCUUCCCAUGGGGUGGACAUGGAGUCUCUACUUUUGCCAAUGCAUGGUGAUGGCUGGUGUUCAGGCCGCUGGCUUCGCCCUGUCCGACUUCAUCCAGGAUCGCCGUGCAGCCCCUUCGGUGACGGACCGCAACCGUGUGGCCGUCUACGUGGACGGAGUUGCUGUGGUGGGGCUGGAGGCUAACCUGGUGACCUCCGACUGCGAGCGGGUCGCCGCGAAGCUGGAGGCGCUGGGUCUGAAGUGCAAGGGCGUGGAGGCGGCUGGCUCGGACACCACCUUCACGGGCCUGAGCUUCGAGGUGGCCUCUGGCAAGAUACGGCUUUCUCGGUCACGGACGUGGAAGUUGAGGCUGGCCCUCCUGCACACGGCCUCCCGCGGGUGGGCCUCGGGAGACGAGCUUCGGCAUCUCCUUGGCCACUGGUGCUGGGCAGCGAUCCUGCGGCGCGAACUGCUGAGUGUGUUCGCGCAGACGUACAGGUACAUCGCCCUGGCCGGCUCCAGGAGGUGGAGGCUCUGGCCCUGCGUGGAGGCCGAGCUGCGGCGUGCCGCGGCCUUGGUGUGCUUCGCGCUCGUGGACGCCAAGCGGCCCUACAGCACGGUCGUGACCGCGUCCGACGCUUCGGGGGCCAGCCGCCACGACUUCGGCGGGUACGGCGCGAUGGAGACGGACUGGGACCUGGAGAGCGUGAGGGCCGCGGCCGGCCAGGCCGAGAAGUGGCGGUGGUGUGUCUCAGAUGCCAUCGCUGCUCGCGCCCAGACGCUCGGCCUGCCGCAGGUCGUUGGCUUCGUCAUGAGAACAUCCUGCGUACUGAGGGGCGAGGGGUUGUACUGGGGCUUCGGCAUCGUCUACGUUCCCGGGCGUCCCAGGGAGCUCGUCACUUGCGGGGCAGAGGCGGCCGGCCUCUGCGGCCUCGGGGACACCUGGCUGGACGAGCCUGCGGCGGCCUUGUGUCGGCGGGUCGAGCCAGCCGAGUCGCCGCCCAGUGGAGCUGCCGAGGAGGCGGCGGCCGCGGGCCUGGGCUACAUGCAGGCAUCGCGGGCACAGCCGCAGACGGUGGCCUACUACCGGGUCAUCCUGAGCGAGUUCGAGAGGUGGGCCGAGGAGCAGGACCUCAAGUUGGAGACGCCGGAGGAGAUGGACCAGGCCCUGUCCGCCCACAUGGACUCGCUCUUCUUCGAGGGCUACAAUCACGAUCAAGGAGAAAAGUUGAUAGCAGCCGUCAAGUACUACGACGUGCACGGGGUGUACCAGUCCGUGGAGGCGCUGCCCAGGGCCCGCGCAGCCUUGAGGGGCUUCCGCAAGCGGGCCCCGGGCCAGUCGCGGGCGCCCCUGCCGCGGCCAGGGCUGGCGGCUCUGGUGGGCGCUGCGCUGUUCUUGGGGAUGCAGGAGCUGGCAAUGGCCUUGGAGGUGGCGUGGUGCGCCUACCUUCGGCUCCCCAGCGACUUGAUCUCCAUGACCGGCUCUUCGCUCAUCCCGCCCCAGCGGUCCACGGGGGUGUCUCACUGGGCGCUGCUCCUGUACCACGAGGAGAAGCAGCCCAGGAGCAAGACCGGCCAGUGGGACGAGGGUUGCCCGCUGGACAGCGACAGGGUGACGGCGAUGGGGCCGCUGCUGCAGGCGCCGGUACGUCGUGCCGGACCGAGUCAGCCGUUGUGGUCCUUCUCAGCCGCGCAAUUCCGAGUGCUGUUCCGCAAGGUGGCGCAGUUGGCUGGCCUCCCGGACUUGAACCCCUACCAGGUGCGCCACGGAGCCGCCAGCGCCGACGCUCUCCACCAGAAUCGAGACAUGAAGACCAUCCAGGAGAGGCUGAGGCAUGCUCAGGAGUCGUCAACACGACGGUACAAAAAGCACACGAGGUAUCUCCGCGAGUUAGACCAGCUGGCGGCCGACACGAAGCAGUACGGAGACUACGUGGAUGCCAACUUCGAGGCGCUGAUCAGCAAGCGCAAG